Molecule: messenger RNA, 1009 nt
Organism: Leptopilina heterotoma
Lineage: Eukaryota; Metazoa; Arthropoda; Insecta; Hymenoptera; Figitidae
Gene: Rsph9
Product: radial spoke head protein 9 homolog
Exons: 4
Coding region: 167-1009 (280 amino acids)
Biological process (GO): axoneme assembly; cilium movement involved in cell motility; motile cilium assembly
Cellular component (GO): axoneme
Source: RefSeq, a predicted model, not a curated record
ACACUACUAGUCGCUAGUCGCUCGUCACAGAUGGUCAAUGGUGGCAAGUUGGCAACACUGCUUCAUCACCGUCUGUCAACAAAUCUUAAAAUUUUCUCGUUUUCUACUAUCAAAAAUAAAAGGAACAAAUUAAUUACCAAUAAGAGUAAAGGAAUCUUUCGAAAAAAUGGAUUGUUUACGAUUACUAGAAAAUUUAGAUAAUAUUGGUUAUACUGGAAUGUGUAUAGGAGCCGAAAAUUCAAUACUUUUACGUAAUUCUUUAUUAAUUUUACAAAAGGAAAAUCAUUUUCAUAAAUGUUAUUAUUGGGGGAGAAUUGAUGGUGUUAAAAACGAUUAUUUCAUCGCUUAUGGACAUGGAAAAGAUUGUUUGAAUAGCCAAGUUUACUAUUAUAGUUUCGAUCGUAUGAAUUGGUUAUUAAUGCCAAAGACAAAUGCAUAUAAUCGAUGUUUAACACCUUUUGCAACAUCACAAUUUCAAGGAAUUCCAGGUUUUAUCAGUAAAGUUUAUAAUCUAAUUUCCCCCUUCCCACCUAAUAAGGAUUUUGAAAAAUACCUUCAAGGUUCAGUUUCGAAAGAAUUGAAAGAAGAAGAUCGUUUAGCGGCUAUUGUGGAGCAAAUAAAUGAGGAUGCAAUGAUUAUACCUCGUGGUGGUUGGCAGAAAACUGUAAAUGGCGAUAUUAUUGAGAAUGCCAAUUUUCAAGGAUUAUCACUUAAUGAAUCUGAACAAUUGAAUUUUUAUCAGCAUGCAAGAUUACCACAGAGAAAGUGGAAAACUAAUUUAUUAACUAGACAUGAUUAUAAUUAUUCUCUUGAUUUCUUAGAUACUAUAGAUGCUGACAUACCAAAAGGAUGUUGGUGUUUACAAAAAGAAUUAGGAGGUCGUUUAGUCAUUUUAAUGAAUGGUUUCUGGCCCGGUGCAGCAUUUUAUCACAAAAUAAAUUCAUCCGAUUAUGGUUUUAUGUACGUGGGUCCGGGAAAAAAGAAUUUGGAUCUUCCAUUUAUGAUAUAA